AUGUCCUCAAACACAUCCACCAACGACCCCCCCUACGACUUUACUCCGACCCAAGAUUGGUUUAGCUUCAACACCACCACUUGGAAAUCCCUUUUUCCAUACAUAACCACCCAAUCCCCUCGAGUCCUCGAAAUCGGCUCCUGGGAAGGCCGUUCCGCCGUCUUCCUCCUCACCGAGCUCUGCAAAUCCCUCGGCGAGAUCGUCUGCAUAGACCAUUUUGAUCUUCAUCGCACCGACGCGGGGCGCGAGCGCUAUCAGACACUCAAUCGAAACCUGUCGUUGACCGGGAAGAAGUUCCGGAUCAUCGACGAGUUCAGCGUUCCAGGACUGAUGAAGGUCCUUCGGGACGAGAUCUCCCUAACGGAACCAGGGUUCGAUUGGAUCUACGUCGACGGAAGUCAUGAAGCAGACGAUACAUUCCUGGACGGAGAGCUCGCCUGGCGCCUCGCACGUAAGGGAGCUAUCUUCAUCUUCGAUGACUACGACUGGGACGCGGAACCGAAGGAGAGUAGGCAUCAUCCGAAGCGAGGGAUUGACGCUUUCCUCGCACUUCACGCCGGCGAGUACAAGCUCUUGUCGGGCGAAGGGCAGUACCAGAUGAUAUUGCAGAAGCCUACGGAAAUGAGGAUUGGAUUCCUUCUGAAGGAUGAAGAGCAGGAGACGGCGGAGAACGAAGGGGCGCGUAUGAAGUUGGAGAAAGGCCUGGGCUGGGGGAUGUAUGUGGCGUACUGCGUCGAUCCUACAUAUGCCAUGCCUGCGGCAGUCUCCAUUCGCAGUCUCGCCAAGAAUACGCCUGGGAGGAUUACGGUCUACAUUGUGUCCUUUGGGCUCACGGAGGCGGACAAGGAAGCGAUCCGAAACUCGAUCCCUCUGCGUGACGAUCUCACUAUCCUCUUCUUGGAACCAUCGGAGGAGAGUUUCGUGAGGGAGACGGGGAUGGGUCCACUGUGGGGAAAGUUGGCGUUAGCCGAUAUAAUCCCUGCAGAGAGGGUGCUGUACCUCGACGCGGACACGCUCGUCCGAGGCGACAUCACACCGCUCUGGGCCACCGGCUUGGGGAACAACACGGUCGCUGCGACCGCAGAUGUCGGCUUUCCCAUGGGCUACGACGAAAAGAAGAAGAAGCGGUACUUCAACGCUGGAGUACUCGUUAUGGACCUAGUCAAGAUUCGAGCUCGGUCAUCAGAGGUCGAACGGGCAUGCAGAGAGGGGUCAACGAGGCGUUACAAAGACCAAGACGUCGUCAAUGAUCUCUUCACCUCCUGCGAUGGGAUCCUCGAGCUCUCCUUGCGCUGGAACGCCCAAGGUUUAGGUACCUACGCCACUUUCGCUUCACCUGAGCGGCAGUCACUCGAUCUCUCUGCAAUGAUCAACGAUCCGGUCGUUGUACAUUUCACAGGACCGCUACACCCGAGAAUGGAGGAGGUCUUACAUCCUUGGGUGCAGCCGUUUGUAGCGAAGCCGUGGGGUUACGCGGGGGCACCGGGACACCCAUACGCAGAAGAGUGGUGGGAAGCUUUAGACGAGACGGCGUGGAAGGGAUGGAGGGUAUCGGAACAGCGGAAGAGUAUUGGACAAGAGGCGAUAAAUAAGGCAAAGCAGGUGGCGACAGCUCGUUUUGAAGAGAUCAUAGAUGGAUAA
Messenger RNA from Stereum hirsutum FP-91666 SS1, 1641 nucleotides. RefSeq names its product nucleotide-diphospho-sugar transferase. The record is from RefSeq and is a predicted model, not a curated record. The transcript has a single exon. Gene Ontology annotation, molecular function: glycosyltransferase activity. Bases 1 to 1641 code for a protein of 546 amino acids. NCBI's taxonomy places the organism in Eukaryota, Fungi, Basidiomycota, Agaricomycetes, Russulales, Stereaceae.